AUGGGGGGAAGCAGAAGAGGAGGUGGUUGCGGGGGGGAGGAAGAUGAGCCCGUGAGUCCAGCUGGGCGAUUCUUCCUACAACCGGAGAUGGACCAGGUGAUCAAUUCCGUCUUCGGCUUCGAGAACCCCAUCGACAUUCCCGCCGUCAAGGCCGAGUGCCAGCGGACCCUCAUCCGUUUCCACCCUCGUCUGCGUUGCCUCCUUGUAAGCAAAGCAAAGUCUAUAUCUUCCCCUCUUCUUCCCCUCUUCUUCCCCUUCCCUUAUUCUCCAAUUCGGAUCCUCAGGUGACAGACAAGAAAGGGCGGGAGCACUGGCGGCCGGCGCCGGCGUUCGACAUGGACGACCACGUGCUCGUCGUCCCCGAAGAAGACGACGACGGUAGCGAGAGCUACGUCAGCGAUUACGUGGCGGCGCUGACCGUCUCAACGCCGCUCAGCAUGGAGAAGCCGCUGUGGAAGAUGCACAUCCUUCCGAGCCGGCGCUGCAUCGUCCUGCGGCUGCACCACGCCCUCGGCGACGGCGUCUCUCUCAUGUCCCUCUUUCUCGCCUCGUGCGAGCGCACCGACGACCCAUCUCUGCCGGUGACCAUCCCCGGGGACGGCCCACGGGGUAAGAAAGCUCCGCUCACGGCCCUCUCUCUGGUGGCGCUCCUCUGGAGGGCCCUGAAGGUGGCCUUCUUCACCUUCUUCUUCGUCGUGAAUUUCCUUCUUCACGCCGCCUGGGAAAAGGACGAGCCCAACCCGAUCUCCGGCGGCGCCGGCGUCGAGCUCUGGCCCCGGAAGCUGGUGACGGUGACCUUCGACCUCGAUGAUAUCAAGACCGUCAAGGCGAGGCUCAACGGGGUACGCUCAGCUGUCUGAUCACCUCUCCUGCUUAAUUACGUACUUCAUUUUACGUCAAUUACGUCAACGUCAUUAUCCCGAUCAUAAUUAUGAUAUCUUGGCGGAGGGUCAGCCGCUCCAGGGUGGGGUCCACCACCAGCAGCACGGGAUCCAGCCUGGGUUGCGAUUAGUUUCCCUGGAGGAGAUGGAAGAUGACGAACGCGUACUUUUAAGGAUUAUUUACCUCUAAACCCCCACCCCGUAAAAACCUUGAUUACUGGCCGGAUGGAUGGAUGUGGUUCUAUCCCAGGAACAUCUUUGCUUUCAGUUUUUCACCUAAAGAAAAAUUCGUUAUAUUUGAAGGAAAAAUCGUUGAGUUACUCUUUUUAUAUUAGAUGCAUUCGGGAGAUUUUAAAAUAAUUAAGAAUAUGCCACGUUAUAUGGUUUGAAGAUAAGGUCUAAAUGAAAAAUGCAUAACUUCGUACCCAAACCUUGUGUACUUUAUUCAAUAUUUCUAAAGGCUUUUAUUUCACUCUAUUUGCUGGUAUAAUUAGGUUUGUUAGGUUUUCAUUGGUUAAUAGACACGGUUAUUACAACUAUGCUUAAUUAUCUUGUUGAGAGAGAGAGAGAGAGAGAGAGAGAGAGAGAGAGAGAGAGAGAGAGAGAGAACCGACAGAGAAAAAAUACCUUACCUUUUUUAAUUUAUAACAAAAGAUGUGCUUAGUUUAAUAUUUUGUAUUCUCAAUUAUUUUUACUAAUGGAUGUUUUUUUUGUACAAUCUUUAGACAAUUAAUGAUGUUCUUGUUGGGAUCAUAGCUAGUGGAUUGGCAAAAUAUUUUAAGUUGAGCUCUUCCAAAGGUAUUACACAUGAAUAUUUCCUUCACAUAUUUUCAAUUAAUCUCAAUUGCUUUUUGCUUUUUUGAUCAAAAUUAAUAUAUCUUUAUCUUCUACAGAAUCAAAAAGCAAUCUUGGCAUUACUGGAGUAGCAAUGGUUAAUACAAGAGAAACGCAUGGCCUACAGGUUUUAAACUUAGUUCUUUCUAAUCUUUUGGUAUAAAUAUUUGGGUGUCUUUCACACUUCCUAAUUGAAGUUAAAAGGGAAAAAUGUUUUGCCUUAACAUGUGAGUUAAUUUAAUAGUUGAUCUUGGGAAGGUUCACUGAUGUGUUUUCUUUUAACUCCAUUCCUGAAAACAUUUGACAUUCCUAAAGAGCAUAUGAUUUUAUAUUUUCUAAAAUAUUAUUUCUUGGAUAUUUUUUUUAAAUUGGUUGCAAGCAGUUCAGUUUUAUCAAUGGAUUGGUUAGAAGGUCAAUUAUGGAUUAUAAAUAAAUAAUAAAUGUAAGAAUACUAACAUAGUUCAAUAAAUAUACACAGAAAAUUUGCAAAGUUUUUUAAGGAAAUUUAUUCAUUCCAUGUUAUGCACACAUUCAAAGGUAUAAAGGUAUGGGAUUGGUAUUUAGUUCUCAGUGUGAACACUAACUCUAUUUUUAUCUCAACACCAUUGACAAGGUGAGAAAAAGACAUGUUGGAUGAAAAAUAGUUUUUUCAACCAGUUACUUCAUAAGUUGUAAGAUUGUUUUAGUCAAUGUUCAGAGGUCAUAUAAUUUCAUCUUGAAAUUAUAAGUCAUUGUUAUCAGCAUAACUUUUCUUUAAGAUUCUCUUCUUUUAGUUGGGUUGUUGUGACAUUUAUCAAUCUUAUGAGGAACUUGUCUUCUUACAAACAAUAAUUUUUUACUAUGACGAUUAUUGAAGGAUUUCUUCAGGAAGAUUAAAGAAGGAAAAUUAGAAUGGGGGAACCGAUUUGGUUUUGUUCUGCUACCCAUAUGUUUGCAUAAGAGUGUUCAUAAUCCUCUUGAAUAUGUACAUCAAGCAAAGGCUCUCCUUAGUCGGAAGAAGCAAUCUUUGGAGGCACACUUUGCAUACCACGGUGGUGCCCUAAUAAUGUCCAUUUUUGGUCCAAAGGUAAUUAUUAAUGUUGAGAUUAGACCCAAUAUGUUCUAUAUAGCUUCAUUAACUAAUCUUAUUAUCAUCAUUAUUACUAUUAUUAUUUAUUUCUAUCUUGGUUCCUUACAUUUUAUGAGCUUUACAUUUUCAGGUUGCAACAUUACUCAAUUAUAGGAUUCUUUGUAACACAAGCUUUACAUUAUCCAAUCUUGUGGGUCCCUCUGAAGAAAUAAUGUUCGUGAAGAAUCCUAUCACUUAUAUCAGGGCUACUUCAAGUGGUUUACCGCAUGUGGGUGUUUCUCUCAACCAUGGUUCUUCUACUAGUUUUAUUAUAAAAAUAAAUGUGAAUUUAGAUCUGAUGACCCUUGAUCCUUGUGGUGGCUUUGUAGGCACUCAUAAUUCACAUGAUCAGUUAUAAUGGCAAGGCAGACUUACAACUUCUUGUGGCCAAGGAUAUAAUUCAUGACCCAGAGACACUUGCCAAGUGUUUUGAGGACACGCUUAAGGAAAUGAAGCUGUUAUCUAUUACCAAGAUUUAG
Messenger RNA from Spirodela intermedia, 3302 nucleotides. NCBI's taxonomy places the organism in Eukaryota, Viridiplantae, Streptophyta, Magnoliopsida, Alismatales, Araceae. The record is from the annotation of a GenBank genome assembly.